UUUAAUCACACGCACUUCAUGACUGUCUGCACAGACUUGAUCCUGUCCUGGCCCCAUCAUUAACUCCUGGGACUUCAUUUCAACUCUGCGGUCAUGGGGAAAGGCUUUUAUAUCAGUAGGCCUUUAGGGUUUGUGCUAUUAGGGUUGGGCGUUGUGUCCGUCCUCACCAUUUUUUCUUUGUCAGUGGUCUAUACUAAAGAGAAACGGAGAAACGAAGUAAAGUCCACAAAUGGGACCCAAGCGGUGACGACUGCAGCUCCCUACAGCACCCCAGCUCCAUCGAACGAGCCCUGGGACAAGUACAGACUGCCUGACACUCUUCUUCCUAAAUACUACAACGUGACGCUUUGGCCACGGUUGGUGCCGGACGAGCAUGGAAUGUACAUUUUCAAUGGGAAAUCUGGAGUUGCAUUCACAUGCGUCAAGGAAACCAACCUGAUCAUUAUUCAUUCCAAUAAGCUGAACUUGACCUUGACCUCGGAGAAGCACCAUGCCACGCUGUCGGGUUUGGGAGGGACAAGCGCUCCGGGCAUUCUGAAAACCUGGUUUCAAACACAAACACAGUUCAUGGUGAUCCAGCUGAAAGAAAAACUACAAGUUGGAAAAUCGUAUUGGCUCUACAUGGAAUUCCAUGGAGAGCUGUCAGAUGAUCUAGAAGGAUUUUACAAAAGCCAAUACACAGAAAAUGGUGUAAAAAAAGUUGUUGCCACAACACAAAUGCAGCCCACUGCUGCCCGGAACGCUUUCCCCUGCUUUGAUGAGCCGUCAAUGAAGGCCGUCUUCCAUCUGACUCUCCUCCACCCUCCUGGAACUGUGGCCCUUGCUAAUGGCAUGGAGCUGGGCACUGAACGCAUCACUAUAGACAGUAAAGAAGUUUUACAGACCAGAUUUGAGCCAACUCAGAAAAUGUCAACAUAUCUGCUGGCCUUUAUCGUCAGCGAAUUUACCAAAAUACAAUCCCCACUAGAGGCCAAUGUUUUGAUCAGAAUAUGGGGACGUAGAGAAGCCAUUGAAAGUGGUCAUGGAGAUUAUGCCCUCAAUGUGACAUUCCCUAUUUUGAAGUUUUUAGAAAAAUAUUACAACACCACAUACCCUCUAUCCAAAUCAGACCAAGUUGCAUUGCCUGAUUUUGCUGCUGGAGCAAUGGAAAACUGGGGUCUGGUCACUUACAGAGAGCAAUCGCUUUUCUAUGAUCCUAAAGUGUCCUCUAAUGAAGAUAAAGAAUGGGUGGUCACUGUAAUCGCACAUGAACUUGCACACAUGUGGUUUGGAAACCUCGUGACCAUGAGAUGGUGGAACGACCUGUGGCUCAAUGAAGGUUUUGCAAGUUAUGUUUCCUAUCUUGGAGCUGAUUAUGCUGAACCCACCUGGAAUAUUAAAGAGCUGAUGGUGCAGCAACAGGUUCAGAGAGCGUUUGCCGUCGACUCUCUUGUUUCCUCCCACCCCCUUUCUUCACGAGAAGACGAAAUCAUCACACCUGAUCAGAUCAGUCAGCUAUUUGAUACCAUCACGUAUAGCAAGGGGGCUGCAGUCCUGAGAAUGCUUUCUGAGUUUCUGACAGAGUCUGUCUUUGCUAAAGGACUUCAUUACUAUUUGCAAGAGUAUGCAUUCAGCAACACUGUGUACACAGAUCUUUGGAAGAAACUGCAGGAAGUUGUAGAUGCAGAUUCGGGAAUCCAGCUCCCAGACUCAGUCAAUGAAAUCAUGAAUCGCUGGAUUCUUCAGAUGGGUUUCCCUGUCGUAACUAUUGACACUCGAACAGGAAGUAUCUCUCAGCAGCACUUCCUGAUACACCCAGAGGCAGUAGUGUACAAGCCAUCUGACUACAAUUAUGAAUGGAUUGUGCCAAUCAAAUGGAUGAAGAAUGGCCAAAACAUGGGCCAGCACUGGCUGCGUAAUAAAACAGCUUCAUACGAACCCAUGAAGACUGAAACAGACUGGUUAUUGGCCAACCUGAAUGUCACGGGAUACUACAGGGUUAAUUAUGAUCCCCAGAACUGGGAACGUCUCCUCAAACAACUGACUACAAAUCAUAAAAUUAUUCCAGUUCUUAAUAGGGGCCAGAUCAUAGAUGAUGCAUUUAAUUUGGCGAGGGCACAGAUAAUCAGCAUAACCUUGGCUCUGAGAACAACCGAGUAUCUGUACGAGGAGAAGGAGUACAUACCGUGGGAAUCUGCAAUUAGCAAUUUACAGUACUUUUUCCUCAUGUUUGACCGAACAGAAGUCUAUGGACCUUUGCAGAGUUACCUGCGGAGAAAGGUGCAGCCUCUUUUUGACCACUUCAAAGUUAUCACAUCAAACUGGACUCAGAAACCUCCAAGAUACAUGGACCAAUACAACCAAGUAAAUGCAAUCUUAAUGGCCUGCAAAACUGGAGUGAAAGGAUGUUCAGAGCUCACUAGCAUGUGGUACAGACAGUGGAUGAAGAACCCUGACAGUAACCCAAUUGCCCCAAAUCUGAAGACCACUGUGUACUGCACUGCCAUUGCCGCUGGUGGUGUUGAAGAGUGGGAUUUCGGAUGGCAGAUGUUCAGGAACUGUACCAUUGCUGCAGAGGCGAGGAAGCUGUUAUUUGGUCUGUCAUGCACUAGAGAGUCCUGGCUGUUAAACAGGUACCUGGAAUUCACAACAGACCCAAAUCUGGUCAGGAAGCAGGACGUUACCUCCGCCAUUGUGUAUAUUUCAGGCAAUGUAAUAGGGCAGCCGUUGGUUUGGGACUUUAUCAGAGCCAACUGGAAACGUCUAACUGAAGAUUAUGAUGAUGGAUUCUUCUUUUUUGGAAGACUUAUCCAAGGCAUCACGAAAAAGUUUUCUACAAAAUUUGAACUGCAACAGUUGCAGAGAUUUAAAGAGGACAUCGAAGCAAGCGGUUUUAGUUUUGGUAUGCACGCAAUAGAGCAGGCCAUUGAACAGACAAAAGCCAACGUGAAAUGGGUUUCUGAAAACAAAGCAAACGUGAUGAACUGGCUGACUCAACAAUCAGCCUAAUCAAUCACUCUCAUUAUCAAUGUUUCUGGAGAAUAUUUUCAUACUAACAUGAGUAUGCCAUUUAUUUAUGUUUUGAAAACAAAUACAGACAUUUUCUCAUCAAGUCCGUUUAUCAGCCGUUCUGUGCCUUUAAUUAGUAAAUAAGAGUGAUUAAAUAUUCUGCAGUAUGUUAUAACGGUUGUUUAUAAUUAUGAUGUCAAUUUUCCUUCGCUUAAAAAAUGUUUGUAUGCAUUUAAAUAUUUAGCAAUAAACAUCAAAUAUAUUUUAUAUUCAAAAUCAUCAGUUUGAUAGUGUAUUGUCAUUUAUGAUGAUCAUUUUUUCAUUAAUGAUUUAUUGGCAAUUCUUCAUAGAACAAGUAGUUUUGUUGGCUUUUUUCUUUUUAUGAAUGUCAACCUGAAAUCAAAAGCUUGUCGUUUUAAUUGUUUUUGAAAAACCUAUGGAGGAAAUGAAUGGGAAAAAUACUGUUCUGCUUAUGAAAGAUGAACUAACGGUAUCCACAGUGGAAUGAACCUUCAGUAAUUGUAACGGCACAUUACAGGACUUCUUGUUUCUAGAAUAUCUAGAUGAACGUGGUCAGUUCUUCUGUGUUUCUAUAACUAGAUGAACAUGGUCGGUUCCUCUGUGUCAUUAUGGCCUCAACAGAGGAAGUAGACAAGACAGGACAAAUGGCAGGAAGGGAGGAUGAGGAAGUGAUUCAUUAUCAUGGUGUCUGAAAGCAGCUGCAGAAUCGUCACCUUCAGGAAUCUUACGACUUUUACCACACAGAAACGGACAUCGAAGAACAGCUGUCACUCACGUCACUAAUGGUGCUAUUAAUAUCUUUAAUGCAGUCCCAGCUAGAUUUGUAUUAUUAUUGUGUAUAUAUUGUGUAUUUUUCACUGUAUUGCUGGCACCAUGGCUUAAACUUAAAGGAAUACUUCACCCAAACUGUAAAAUUAGCUGGAAAUGGACCGACCCUGAGGCCAUCCAAGAUGUAGAUGAGCUUGUUUCUUCAUCGGAAGAGAUUUAGAGAAAUGUAUCAUGACAUCACUUGAUCAUCAAUGGAUCCUCUCCAGUGAAUGGGUGCCGUCAGAAUGGAGGAAGGGUUAUUAUUGACUUGUAUUUUAGCCAGAAAUUAUGGUUUAAAGUUAAAAUGACUUGAUUAUGGAUUUGUUUCUUACAAACACACAGCUUUUCACUUCUUUUGUUAAUUUAUGGACUAGAGUUCUGUUGAUUACUGGUGGAUAUUUGUGUUGUUUUUAUCAGCUGUUUGGACUCUCAUUCUGACGGCACCCAUUCACUGCAGAGGAUCCAUUAGUGAGCAAGUGAUGUAAUGCUAGAUUCCUCUAAAUCUGUUUCAAUGAACAAAGAAACACAUCUGGGAUGAUCCAAUGGAAUUUUCAGCAAAUUAUCAUUUUGGGGUGAACUUUUCCAAGUACCUCGAGAGAAUUUAAGGUAUCAGGAAACAAGUCAGUUUAUCUUUUUGGCUUGUAAGAGGCAUCAGAUCUUGCAUUUCAGAAGAAGAGUCCCACAGAGCUUCAUUUAAGGUCUAAGGGGCAUUAAAGGAGCUCAGCUGUGAGAGUUAGUUUACUUUACUUCCCACAUUAAUGCUCCCUCUGCAGGGCUGUUUCCUUAAAUGUGUGAAUUACAGC
This is a messenger RNA of Carassius auratus (goldfish), 4619 nucleotides long. RefSeq names its product aminopeptidase N-like. Gene Ontology annotation, molecular function: metalloaminopeptidase activity; zinc ion binding; peptide binding. The record is from RefSeq and is a predicted model, not a curated record. Gene Ontology annotation, cellular component: cytoplasm; plasma membrane. Bases 94 to 2988 code for a protein of 964 amino acids. Lineage: Eukaryota; Metazoa; Chordata; Actinopteri; Cypriniformes; Cyprinidae. The transcript has 19 exons. Gene Ontology annotation, biological process: peptide catabolic process; proteolysis.